AUGAUAUCGAAGUUCUGGGCCUCAGCCUUAGUUUUGGCAACGUUGUUUGCGCAGUCAUCUUUUUGCGCGAGUCUUCCUCUGCGCAUCAUCACAUUCAACAUACGAUAUGCUGCUACUUCUUUGGAAACGAACGAGAAACCAUGGUCAACCCGUAGGCCCUUGCUUGUCAAUCAACUUUCAGGUCAAGCCGCUGAAGCCUCCACCACUGUCAUCGGGCUGCAAGAAGUGCUGAAUAACCAGCUGAUCGACAUCAAGAGCGGCCUAGGCACUCAGUGGGCUCAUAUUGGCGUGGGUCGUGACGACGGCGCCACCCAAGGCGAAUACAGCCCGAUUCUAUACCGGACCGAUAUAUUGAAAGUCCUUUACAGCGAGGUCAAAUGGCUGUCGCCUACGCCAGACGUUGUAUCAUUUGGUUGGGGAGCCGGAAGUCGCCGUAUUGUCACCAUUGGCGUUUUCGAGCAUAUCGCAACUGGGAAGCGAUUCAUACACGCCAAUACGCAUCUCGAUAAUGUCAGCUCGCAGGCGCGAAGUGAAGGCAUCAAGGUCGUUGUCACGCGUAUCAAAGCAGUGCAGCAGACAUGGGGCCCACUACCUGUGUCUUUGACGGGUGACUUCAAUUCUGCUCCCGACGGAGAUGCUUAUUCGACGUUGACGGGUUUGAAUUACUUGGAAGAUCUAUGGAACCUGGCGACACAUGUUGGCACAAAUCAGCUUACCUAUACGGGCUUCUCGCAGACCGGUAUAAGCCGCAUUGAUUAUAUUUGGCUCGGGCCCAAAGACACUCAACCAUACACGCCUCAGACGAUUGAGAUCGUGGGCAAUUACGUGGAUGGAGUCUUUGUGAGCGAUCACAGAAUGGUUGUUGGGGAUGUGAUAGUGAUUUGA
Molecule: messenger RNA, 885 nt
Organism: Diaporthe amygdali
Lineage: Eukaryota; Fungi; Ascomycota; Sordariomycetes; Diaporthales; Diaporthaceae
Product: endonuclease/Exonuclease/phosphatase
Exons: 1
Coding region: 1-885 (294 amino acids)
Molecular function (GO): 3'-5'-RNA exonuclease activity
Source: RefSeq, a predicted model, not a curated record